Messenger RNA from Penicillium pulvis, 1791 nucleotides. RefSeq lists its product as uncharacterized. Lineage: Eukaryota; Fungi; Ascomycota; Eurotiomycetes; Eurotiales; Aspergillaceae. The transcript is spliced from 2 exons. The coding region runs from base 1 to 1791 and encodes 596 amino acids. The record is from RefSeq and is a predicted model, not a curated record.
AUGUCUGCUAUAUUUCUCAAGGGCAAAUCCAUCAGCUAUCCAUGCAUUCCUUCUCUUACUUUUAUCAUCCUCAUCCUCAUCUUCAUGUCCACCCAGUCGAUCCCCCACUCGCCUGAAAUGACGCUCCCAGACACGAAAAAUCACUGCUUGGAUCCUACUAUCAAUAAUAUUAAUCAUGAGGCUUUGAAGAUAGAGAUUCAGGAGACCAUCAAAACGGAGACCAAAGAAGAAGUACAAAACGGGCUCAAUGAGAUACCCAUGUACACCCUUACCACCCCACACUCCGCUGAAAUGCUGCUCCCAAGCCCAAAAGCUGGCCAAUUGGAUACUACUGUCGACAGUAUUGAGCGUGGGGUUCUGAAAUGCGAAAAUGAAGAGUCCAUCAAAGAGAAAAUUGAAGACAGCUCCCACGUGGAUUCCAAAGAGGAGAUGAUAAUCUCCACUCAUACCACCCCCCACUCGCCUCCAAAAUCGAAUGUCAACAGCUUUGAUAUCAGUUCUGACAGUACUGGCAAAGAAGCUAUUAUAGAGGAGAUCAAAGAGGAGACCAAAAAGAUCUUCAAAGAAGAGCUCAAAGAGGAAUUCAAAGAGGCUACCAGAGAGGCAAUUAAAGAGACUAAGGAGAAGGCUCCAAGGAGGGCUACCAAAAGAAAGAUUAAUGAGAUCCUUGAUGAUGAAGGAUCGGCUGACGUCAACCAUAUUGCCCCUGUCCCAUCAAAUACGGUGGAUCUUCCCGUUCAUCAAGCCUGGAACUCUCUGGAGGAAGCGUACGAGGCGAUCCUUGGCUUCGUUCAUCGUCAGGGAUAUGGUGCCACAUAUUACAAGGGGCCGUAUCGCACCAGUCUACCGGAAUACGUGCAUCUUGGAUGCGACCUCCUGGAAAUGAAGGAAUAUGACCGGGUGAAGAAAGAUGGCUCGCGGGAGUCAAUCAGAGCCAAGAAGACCAGCACCUGCACCUUCGGUGCCAUUAUUAUGAACUGUCUGAACAGCUGGCGCAUUGUUAAAAUUUCGAGUGCAAGACAUAGCCAUGAGCCUUUGCCACCGAGAGCCCUUCCAAGCCAGCAUAGGCUUGAGCGAAAGAGAAAGGCAGCAUUGAUCUACCAGAUGAUUCAAGAAGGAUUCGAUAAUAAUGAAACUUUGCAGCAAAUUCAACUGCAGGAUCCUAAAACCUGUCUCGAUCGUGCGGAUAUCAAAUACGUGCGGCAUGCUAUCAAACAGAAGCAUAAAUCUGAGCUGUGGAUACAGCUUCAAAAGGGUGCUACAGAUGAUGAUCUUCCUAGCCUUGGACCUUCAUCGCCGGUAAUCUCUGCAAAAAGGCGUCAACUUGAGCAAGAUACGAACAAAGCAUACAUCAUUCAGCAGGUUCAACAAGGCUUGUCUAACGAGGCUAUCGUGCAAAAAAUUCGACUUCAGAAUCCAAAUUCCCAUCUCGAUAGCCUUGAUAUCGCCAACGUGCGGGGAAAACAAAAAAAUGGUCAGAGCAAUGCUUUGCGGGGACAGGAUUUGAAGGGUUCCACAGAUGAUGAUCCUACCGAAGACCAUCAGCUUUCAAAGGCGGAAUCGAAUGAUGGCUUAGCAGAGGAUUACAAGUUUCUAGUACGGGAAGUGAGUGAUGAAAAGGAUUGCAAGCUGCCAAAGACAGAGAUGGAUGACGAUCUCAUAGAAAGCUACAAGUUCUGGAAGGAGGAAAUGCAUGAUGAGAAGAACUACAAGCUCCCCAAAGAAGAAAUGAGUGACCAGAACUACAAGCUGCCAAAGGAGGAGAUGUAUGAUGAUCUCGCAAGAGUUUAG